UAUGCCCAAUAAAAAAAGGAAAAAGAGAGUAGUUGUGCCUGGGAAAGGACCAGGAAGGUGAAAGGCCACUUCUCACGCGUUGUCGCAGCUCACGUAAGCUUGGUCUAUCUAUUACCAACUCCACCUUCUUUCUCUGCCUUUUUCCUUCUAUAUAGGCUAUUGUCUUCAAUCACUCUUCCACACAAUCUAAAUUCCAUCUUCUUCUCUAUAGCUGCUUCUCUCUCUUUCUUUUCUUUCUGAAGUUUCAGAGGAUUAAGCUUUCUCCAAACAUGAGUAACUCCUAUCAACACCAACCUCCUGUGUAUCCACCACCACCUGCCGCAGCAUACCCGGGAGGACCUCAUGUGGCUCCACCUUCAGCCGAUUAUCCCAUGAAAGAUGGUCAUGGCUACCCUCAAAAUCCUGCUUCAGUAGAAUCAAAGGCCAAGGGUGAUGGAUUCUGGAGAGGAUGUUGUGCUGGCAUGUGUUGCUGCUGCCUUUUGGAUGCUUGCUUCUGAGGAUUCGGAGAAAGAGUGUUUAAUUUGUUGUAUGGAAAAAUAAAAUAUGUGAUUUGAUUGUAUGCUCGUAUGCUUUUAUAUCUAAUAUUAUUAUUAUUAUUAUUA
Messenger RNA from Vitis vinifera (wine grape), 602 nucleotides. Its product is annotated as protein CYSTEINE-RICH TRANSMEMBRANE MODULE 9. Gene Ontology annotation, cellular component: plasma membrane. The record is from RefSeq and is a predicted model, not a curated record. Lineage: Eukaryota; Viridiplantae; Streptophyta; Magnoliopsida; Vitales; Vitaceae. Bases 270 to 497 code for a protein of 75 amino acids. The transcript is spliced from 3 exons.